Cebus imitator (Panamanian white-faced capuchin) is the source of this 3462-nucleotide messenger RNA. RefSeq names its product VPS33A core subunit of CORVET and HOPS complexes (gene VPS33A). Gene Ontology annotation, cellular component: cytoplasmic stress granule. Gene Ontology annotation, molecular function: RNA helicase activity; translation initiation factor activity; ATP binding. The transcript is spliced from 14 exons. Gene Ontology annotation, biological process: vesicle-mediated transport; cytoplasmic translational initiation. Lineage: Eukaryota; Metazoa; Chordata; Mammalia; Primates; Cebidae. The record is from RefSeq and is a predicted model, not a curated record. Bases 88 to 2775 code for a protein of 895 amino acids.
CGCGUUGUCACGUGACUGCGUCCAUGGCCCUCCCGUUGGAACCAGUGGACGUGGUGGACACUGUGGGGUAGGGGGUGUUGGGGCAAGAUGGCGGCGCACCUAUCUUACGGGCGAGUGAACCUGAACGUGCUGCGCGAGGCGGUGCGUCGCGAGCUUCGCGAGUUCCUGGACAAGUGCGCGGGAAGCAAGGCAAUAGUUUGGGAUGAAUACCUAACUGGACCCUUUGGCCUGAUUGCGCAGUAUUCACUAUUGAAGGUAAAUGAGCUAUUUGGAGACAAUGGCCCUGAUGGGAUGGAGCCCGAAGGCGUCAUCGAGAGUAACUGGAAUGAGAUUGUUGACAGCUUUGAUGACAUGAACCUCUCGGAGUCCCUUCUCCAUGGCAUCUAUGCCUAUGGUUUUGAGAAGCCUUCUGCCAACCAGCAGCGAGCCAUUCUACCUUGUAUCAAGGGUUAUGACGUGAUCGCUCAAGCCCAAUCUGGGACUGGGAAAACAGCCACAUUUGCCAUAUCGAUUCUGCAGCAGAUUGAAUUAGAUCUAAAGGCCACCCAGGCCUUGGUCCUAGCACCCACUCGAGAAUUGGCUCAGCAGAUACAGAAGGUGGCCAUGGCACUAGGAGACUACAUGGGUGCCUCCUGUCACGCCUGUAUUGGGGGCACCAGUGUUCGUGCUGAGGUGCAGAAACUGCAGAUGGAAGCUCCCCACAUCAUCGUGGGAACCCCUGGCCGUGUGUCUGAUAUGCUUAACCGGGUAUACCUGUCUCCCAAAUACAUCAAAAUGUUUGUACUGGACGAAGCUGAUGAAAUGUUAAGCCGUGGAUUCAAGGACCAGAUCUAUGACAUAUUCCAAAAGCUCAACAGCAACACCCAGGAAGAACUGACCUUGGAGUGUAUCCACCAAUUCUACAUCAAUGUGGAACGAGAGGAAUGGAAGCUGGACACAUGGUGUGACUUGUAUGAAACCCUGACCAUCACCCAGGCAGUCAUCUUCAUCAACACCCGAAGGAAGGUGGACUGGCUCACUGAGAAGAUGCAUGCUCGAGAUUUCACUGUCUCUGCCAUGCAUGGAGAUAUGGACCAAAAGGAACGAGAUGUGAUCAUGAGGGAGUUUCGAUCUGGCUCUAGCAGAGUUUUGAUUACCACAGACCUGCUGGCCAGAGGCAUCAAUGUGCAGCAGAUUUCUUUAGUCAUCACCUAUGACCUUCCCACCAACAGGGAAAACUAUAUCCACAGAAUUGGUCGAGGUGGACGGUUUGGCCCUAACAAAUGUUGCUUCCUUUGCAGUGAAGAUAGACGAGGCCCAACGAGAGAUUUCCACAUUCUGUUUGUGCCACGCCGUAGCCUAUUGUGCGAACAGCGGUUGAAGGAUCUGGGUGUCUUGGGAUCCUUUAUUCAUAGGGAGGAGUACAGCUUAGAUCUCAUUCCAUUCGAUGGGGAUCUCUUAUCCAUGGAAUCAGAAUGUGCAUUCAAAGAGUGCUACCUGGAGGGCGACCAGACGAGCCUGUACCACGCAGCCAAGGGGCUGAUGACCCUCCAAGCUCUGUACGGAACGAUCCCCCAGAUCUUCGGGAAAGGAGAAUGCGCUCGGCAAGUGGCCAAUAUGAUGAUCAGGAUGAAGAGAGAGUUUACAGGAAGCCAGAAUUCAAUAUUUCCUGUUUUUGAUAAUCUCUUGUUGCUUGAUCGGAAUGUGGAUUUAUUAACGCCCCUUGCCACUCAGCUGACAUAUGAAGGACUCAUUGAUGAAAUUUAUGGCAUUCAGAACAGUUAUGUGAAAUUACCCCCAGAGAAAUUUGCACCUAAGAAACAGGGCGAUGGUGGUAAGGACCUCCCCACAGAAGCAAAGAAGCUGCAGCUGAAUUCUGCAGAGGAGCUCUAUGCUGAGAUCCGAGAUAAGAACUUCAAUGCAGUGGGCUCUGUGCUCAGCAAGAAAGCAAAGAUCAUCUCUGCAGCAUUCGAGGAAAGACACAACGCGAAGACUGUGGGGGAGAUCAAGCAGUUUGUUUCCCAGUUGCCACACAUGCAGGCAGCAAGGGGCUCGCUGGCAAACCAUACCUCAAUUGCAGAAUUGAUCAAAGAUGUCACUACUUCUGAAGACUUCUUUGACAAAUUAACCGUGGAACAGGAGUUUAUGUCUGGAAUAGACACCGAUAAGGUCAACAAUUACAUUGAGGAUUGUAUUGCCCAAAAGCACUCAUUGAUCAAGGUGUUAAGACUAGUUUGCCUCCAAUCUGUGUGUAAUAGUGGGCUCAAACAAAAAGUUUUGGAUUAUUACAAAAGAGAGAUUCUCCAGACAUACGGCUAUGAGCACAUAUUGACCUUACAUAACCUGGAGAAGGCUGGCCUGCUGAAACCACAGACGGGGGGCAGAAACAAUUACCCGACUAUUCGGAAAACAUUACGCCUCUGGAUGGAUGAUGUCAAUGAGCAGAACCCCACGGACAUAUCCUAUGUGUACAGUGGCUAUGCCCCACUCAGCGUGCGGCUGGCUCAGCUGCUCUCCCGGCCUGGCUGGCGGAGCAUCGAGGAGGUCCUCCGCAUCCUCCCAGGGCCCCACUUUGAGGAGAGGCAGCCACUGCCCACAGGACUGCAGAAGAAACGUCAACCGGGAGAAAACCGAGUCACUCUGGUGUUUUUCCUCGGGGGCGUAACCUUUGCUGAAAUUGCUGCCCUGCGAUUUCUUUCCCAAUUGGAAGAUGGAGGUACAGAAUAUGUCAUUGCCACCACUAAACUAAUGAAUGGAACCAGUUGGAUAGAGGCUCUGAUGGAAAAACCAUUCUAGGGUGUUCAGAAGAGACCUAACAAGUGUACUGCAGAGUAAACUGCCUCAUUGAAGAAGUUGCUGAAAGGAAGUAAAACCCCAUAGAAGAAACAUGGGGUUACAGAAUAUAACCUGGGGUCAGCUUCUUAAAUUAUACUCCUGUUUACUCCUUUCUUCUUCUCUUUUGUAUUUCUUUUCUUUUGUGGUGGGGGGAUGGAGUUUUGCUCUGUCACCCAGGCUGGAAUGCAGUGGCGUGAUCUCAACUCACUGCAACCUCCGCCUCCUGGGUUCAAGUGAUUCUCCUGCCUCAGCCUCCUGAGUAGCUGGUACUACAGGCAUGUGACACCACGCCUGACUAAUUUUUCUAUUUUUAGUAGAGAUGGUGUUUCACCAUGUUGGCUAGGCUGGUCCCGAACUCUUGACCUCAGGUGAUCCACCUGCCUCAUCCUCCCACAAUACUGGGAUUACAGGUGUGAGCCACCAUGUCUGGCCUCUAAUCUUCUGAAGAAAGAAGAAUAGAAAAGAAUCAGCCUGAGUGAAAGAAGCACUGGUUUUGAGGUUUCUAAGCUCAGGGUCUUCAUUAGAGACCUCUGGAAAUACGUUAAGGAUUGUGGGGGUAGAUAAUCCAUUCAGCCACACAAAUGGGGCCAGCUCUUAAAGCUGAGACUAAGGAGGUAAAACUGGAAAUAAAAAGAAGAAGUCCAUCCC